UAUACCCCAAAUCUAAGCGGCUCGCGCUCUUCAGCCCAAAUCGAGGCUAAAACCCCCCUCUCACUCUCUCUCCUCUGAAACCCUUCUCUCUCUCCCUCUUCUCACCCACUUCCGCGAUGGAGGCGACGCCCACCGACACCAGCGAGAACAACGGCGCCGCGGCCGCCGACCCGGCCCCGGAGGCCGAGGCCCCCGCCGCCUCGCCUGCCGAGGUGGAGGAUCCGGAGGAAGACCCCGAACCGUCGACGGAGGAGGAGAUGCCCUCCGCAGCAGACGCCACGCCGGCGCCGGCCCCGGCGCAGACGCAGGGCGCCGAGAGCAAGAAGUGGCCGGGGUGGCCCGGAGACAACGUGUUCCGCCUGGUCGUGCCGGUGCUGAAGGUGGGGAGCAUCAUUGGCCGCAGGGGUGAGCUUAUCAAGAAGCUCUGCGAGGAGACGCGGGCUCGUGUUCGAAUCCUUGAAGGAGCUCUUGGCACCUCCGACCGCAUUGUUCUAAUAUCGGCUAGAGAAGAGCCAGAUGCAGAAAUAUCCCCAGCAAUGGAUGCUGUUCUAAGAGUCUUUAAACGUAUUAAUGGUAUGACAGAUAGCGGGGGUGAUGGCACUACCCCAGCAUCUGCUACACCUACAUGUUCAGUUCGGUUAUUGGUAGCAUCAUCCCAGGCCAUUAAUUUGAUUGGGAAGCAAGGUACCUUGAUUAAGUCAAUUCAAGAGACUAGUGGCGCCACAGUACGGGUUCUUUCUAGAGAUGAGCUGCCAUUUUAUGCAACGGCGGAUGAAAGAAUCGUAGAGAUACAGGGUGAAUCUUUGAAGGUUGUCAGGGCACUAGAAUCAACAGUUGGGCAUCUUCGAAAGUUUUUGGUUGAUCAUAGUGUACUUCCGUUGUUCGAAAAGAGUUUUAAUGCACCAGCCACUCAAGACCGUCCGGUGGAUGCUUGGGCCGAUAAAGCACAAUCCUUAAUCCAUGCUUCACAACAAGCUGUAGUUGGCAAUGAUUAUGCUCCUCCAUUGAAGCGGGAAUCUUUGUUUCUAGAUCGUGAAUCCCAAUUAGAUCCACAAAUUCCACGGAGUGGACUGUCAUUAUAUGGACAAGAUCCUGCUCUCUCUGGGUUACGCUCUUCAGCACUGGGGCGCAGUGGUGCUUUAGUUACCCAGGUCACGCAGACAAUGCAAAUUCCACUGUCAUAUGCUGAAGACAUCAUUGGCAUAGGAGGAGGAAACAUAGCAUAUAUACGCCGAAAUAGUGGAGCAAUACUUACUGUGCAAGAGAGCAGAGGAUUGCCUGAUGAGAUAACUGUUGAAAUAAAGGGCACUGCUUCACAAGUUCAGGUUGCUCAACAGCUCAUUCAGGAAUUUAUAUCAGGACAUAAAGAACCACUGACAAGCAGUUAUGGAGGUCUUGAUACGGGCAUGAGAUCAAGUUAUUCUCAGUUGGCAAGUACAGGUUAUCCAUCAUCAUCACUUGCAUCUCAAUCACUUGGUGGUUAUGGGUCCUCUGGUUUGGGAGGUUACGGUGGCUAUAGGCUUUGAGCUGAAAGAGACAGAGCCAGCUGAUUUUCUUUUUUUUUUUUAAUCACACAGUCCUUCAGUUGGUUUGGGAGCUAUAGGCUCUAAGUUGAGAAUUCAUAUUUGCAUGUUUUGUAAAGAUUUAGACAUGGGCAUACUUCUUUUUUUAACUGGCUAUUAUUCUUCUAGCUACUUCGUUUUAGACAUGCAUUGUAUGACAAUCCUCUUGUUUUGCCCUCA
Molecule: messenger RNA, 1742 nt
Organism: Phoenix dactylifera (date palm)
Lineage: Eukaryota; Viridiplantae; Streptophyta; Magnoliopsida; Arecales; Arecaceae
Product: RNA-binding KH domain-containing protein PEPPER-like
Molecular function (GO): RNA binding
Source: RefSeq, a predicted model, not a curated record